This is a messenger RNA of Cuscuta campestris, 3485 nucleotides long. NCBI's taxonomy places the organism in Eukaryota, Viridiplantae, Streptophyta, Magnoliopsida, Solanales, Convolvulaceae. The record is from the annotation of a GenBank genome assembly.
CUAACAAAAAAUAGUUUAACAUAUUUCUAGAAUAUUAUUUUACAUGUACAUAAAAAUUGCUAAAUAAUUUAACUCCUAGUUGGGAUGUUAGUCAUGUAAGCUUACUAGUUAGUACUUAAUUAUCACUGCAAAAGCAGGAAGAGAUUAUGCCAUGAUUUGUAAUCAUAAUAAAUAAUGUAUAUCACAUUUAAACAUACUCAAUAGCAUUGAUCCUAUUUGUCUUUCAAACUGUAUCCUAUUAUGUUUGCAUGAUUGCUCUUUUCUGUUUGUUACACAAAUUACAGAGAGUAAGCCAUGCUCAAAUAUGUAAUGUGUACACUAGUCCUCCCUAACAACAUAUAUAUAGGCUAAGAUGAUUGUAGGUGCAAAUAACAGCAAAUAAAAGUAUUAGACUUUUUCAUUUUUUUUCGUGAUAGGUCCAUCUGUCAAAAAAUGUAUAAAGUGAUGUGCCUCUAAGCAAGACCUCUAGGAUGUUUAAUAGUCUAUUGAAGUUCUUGAAGGUGAUAGGUCUAUAGUUGAAACAAAUAGAUUUCAUAUAGUUUUCCAACAAAAUACUAAAUUUCACUUGAAUAUCACUUAAGAAAAUGCUAUCUAACUAUUAUAUUGUGACCCUCAUUUGUUUCAUCGAGAGAGCUCCUGAUGAACCAGUGGCAGGACUAGACCUCCAUUACUAGGAGAUUUCUUGUCAUUAGUUCAAUAUUUGCUCACUAAACCAACAAUAGCAGAAGUUUCUUAUGUGGCACAAUUCCCUAAGUUAAAGUAUCAUUAAUAUUACUUUGCAUUUACACAUUUUAAUUUCCAUGUGUCUAAAGUUGAUUUUUUCAUUUCAUUAUUAAGAACCAUUGUUUUACAACAAAGUCAAUGUUAUUCCCGUGUUAAACACAGUUUACAAUAUAUGAAAUGGAGAUCACUACAAUUUUAAACAAAUUGUAAAGAUUCAAGAACAAAGAAUAUAUCUAGAAUAUCAACCUCAUUGUUCAUGGCUCUCAAAUUGUUAGCCGUGACAAUGAUGCUUCCAAUUAUGGAUUUGAUGGUAUUUUAAAUUUGAAAUUGCACGAAAAAGCAUUGAGGCAUUUCCACAAAAAAAAUUAGUGUAUAAAAUAUUGGUUUAAACGUGUACCACGAGAUCACACAUUCACAAUGUGGUGAUGUGUGUUUUGUUUGGCUUUGUAGCUUAUCUCUUCAGUCAUAUGGUACAUGCCUAUAGACAUAAACAAUAUAUUGUUUGUAACAACGAAGUCAUGACUCUCAAGUAAGUUAUAACAUCUGCUUGUUAUAAUGUUUAAAAAAAAUCAUUAUUAGUUGGAAAUUAAUUUCAAACUAUUUAGGACAAUGGUGUAACUUUUCGAUGACAAGAAUAUGGUUCAAUUUUGUUAGGUAUUUCAAAUGAUGAAUCAUGACAAGUAAGAAAUCUUCUCCUCCCUAUUCUUUUGAUGUUUGUGUUAUUGGGUAUAAGUGGGGACGAUAUGAAGGUGUGUUCGCAUAAUAUAAGAUUGUGUUGAUGCGCAAUUUAAAUGAUACUCCCACCGUCCCAGUGUUUUCGUCCACUUUUCCCUUUUGGGAUGUCCUAGUGUAUUCGUCCACUUUCCUUUUAAGGAAAAUUAAAAAUGAUAUAGUUACCCUUUUGCCAUCAAUUACAUAUCCCUUUUCUCUUUCUCAUUCUCCCUGGGACCUUACCAUAACUACUCCACGCCACAAUCUCUUCAUCCCAUUUUCUUCUUCCUUCCUGUUCCAAUUAUUCAAUUCUUUCAAGAAUCCUUCAACAUUCGUAUUUUUCUACCGCCACCAACAUGUCCAAUGAAGGUUACUCUUUGAGUUACGGAUGAAUCCAGACUUUGGAUUUGAUGAAGAUGGUGAUAGAUCCACACUUUUCUCGGUUGCAGAUCUAUCCUUCGGCAAGCACAGGUGUAGCAACAGUAAAUCUAAGCUUUUCCCGUCACAGGUCUGUCAUCGGGCAAUUUCAAAUACAAAAACAAUGGAUCACCAAGCAACCAUGAUGCAAUAGCGACAGAUUUAAGUUAUUCGUUGUCAAAGAUAGCCUCAUAUUGUCAUGGUUCGAUUGAGUUGAUGAAGACAGUAGAUCGGUGUUUUUCUCAUCUUUUUGUGCCCGUAUUUGCACUUUGUUUUUCUAUUUUUGGAUCUAGAUUGCAUCAGAUCUAAGGAAGAUUCCUUCAAAAACAAUACUUUCACUUGAUUUGUGUUAUUGAUUAACAAUUGGCCAAUAGUUUAAUUGAGUUGUAAAGAAAAAUGCAUGGCUUAAAAAUUGGUAAAGAGUACAAAUUCAAGUCAUUCAACAGUAAAAGUAGAUGUGACAUUUGCUUUUAUGCCUCCACUUGCCUUCUUCUACCGUAGCCUCCUUUCUUCUUAACAUUGCCUAGAAGGGCAUUUUAGACAAGUUCCUUUCUCUUGUCCCACUCCUUGGUAUUUGUGCCAAAACCAAAGACCAAAGUAGACAAAGAGAGUGGGACGAAUGGAGUACUAAGUAUAUAUGAGUUUAGAUUGCAAACUAACUUUAAAAUAAUAGUUCAAGUUGAAAUAUAAUUUCGUGAGGAAUUGAAUGAAAAACAUAAUAUAAAUGAUACUAAAUAUUUAUGAGUUGUGAUUUCAAUCUAAUUUUGAACCAAGACAAUGAAAGUUGCAACCUGAUUUUGCAUCAAGUAAAGACUAUGAUCUCCCAUUAGUUAAUUUAUUUUUCGUAAUCAACACAGUUCAUGACUUUCUCCCAUGUAAGGUAAGGGAGAUAUCAAUCUUUAAUAUAUUAUGAAAUCGGAUUGCAACUUUGAUUGUCUUUAUUCAAAAUUAGAUUGCAAUCACCAGUUACUAAAAUUUAGUAUCAUUUACAUUGUCUUUCCCAUAUUGUUCCUUCAUAACAAUAUAACUAUUUGUUGAAAGUUAUAUUGCAAUCACAACUCAAGUAUCAAAUAUACUUGCAUAAACAUGCAAACAAACCUACCAUCAUACCAUCCCACUUUUAUCAUACACUACCCAACAACACAAAUAGAAAAACAAGAAAAAAUAUUUCUUACUAAUAAGGAGAAAUACCUAACAAAAAAGAACCAUGCCAUUGUGCUCGAGAAGUUGCAGCAAUGUCAAAAAAUAGUUUGAAAUCAAUUAGAAACAAAUGACAAUAAAAAAAAUUAGACCCUACUAUGGGUAGAUGUUAUAACAUACUUAAGAGUCAUGACUCAACCAUUCUCGACAAUAUCUUACUUAUGUCUAUAGGCAUGCACCUUAUGACUAACGACAUAAACUCAAAGCCAAGCAAAAUACACAUGAUUGCAUUGUGUAUGUGCAAUCUCAUUGGACACAUAAUCCAAUAUCUUACAGACUAGCCUUUUACAUGUUGGUAAUACCUCACUACAUUCCAAUGCAAUUCCAAAUCAAAUACACCAUCAAACACAGGAAUAGCACCUACAUUCUUAUGCUUGAUAAUGUCAUCGAGUAGGCCAUCAAAAAUGGGGUUGAUGGUUAAGGAUAAAUCCAUU